Molecule: messenger RNA, 969 nt
Organism: Cuscuta epithymum
Lineage: Eukaryota; Viridiplantae; Streptophyta; Magnoliopsida; Solanales; Convolvulaceae
Source: the annotation of a GenBank genome assembly
CUGAACCAGAGCACGUUUUGCAUAGCAGUAUAUCAUUGCUUUACAACCACCACAAGGUUUAUUUCCGAUAUUUUUCUCAAUCAAAGACAGCCUAAGAGGUUUCUCUAUAACUUCCUCAGGCACAGACUUGUCAUAGCAAAAAAGAGAUUCAAGACUGCUUAUUCCUGCUCCCUACUUCAUUUGAAACUGCCAGAAUUCAAUUUCCUUUAUGUUAUCCACCGAUAAUACGCUUUCAUACAAAAACAGAGCUUAUAGUGAAAACGGAUCUGAGAGUGAAAUCUACGUGAAACGACACCAUGUUUCCAACAAGCAUGUUGUGAGCUGCAGAGCUGGAGUGAAUGAGAAGCCUUCAUGUUUAAACUUAUUCGGCCCUUAUGCAAACACAGUUCGCAGUGUGAUUCACGUACAAUCCCAAUUCCCUAGUCCGUACACCAUGAUGAGGAGCCAUCUCUUCUGUUCUCACUUUCUCCGAAGUGUUCUUCUGGCUGUGCUUUUGGCAACACCAUCUUAUAGCGAGGAGGUAAAGAAAUAUUGUUUGGCAAAACCAACUGCCCCACCCAAAGCGUUGCAAGAAUUUAUAGAUACUAAUUGUGGAGAUUACGGUUGUAGUCAAAUUCACCCGGGCGGACCAUGCUAUCAACCAAACACCUUAACACAACAUGCAUCUUUUGUUCUUGACCUAAUUUACGCGUUGAGUCACGUGUGCAAUACAACAAUUGGUCAUUUGACAACCGACGAUCCAUCUACUCCGGAUUGCUGUUAUCCGGGUUAUUCGGUUCAGCUGUCCAGUGGAGGAUCUAGAAGAAUAAACGUUAUGUGGGAUUAUAUUAUUUUUAGCAUCCUGGUAGCAUCGUGAUAAUGUGAUAUGUCAAAUUAUUAAGAGCAAACGUGAAAAUAUUAUCCAGAUAAAUUCCUUAUGUAUGAUUUUCUUUUCAUGAAGAGGCUUUCGUAAUGUGGUACUUUGAAGUA